Messenger RNA from Aspergillus wentii DTO 134E9, 798 nucleotides. RefSeq names its product ER membrane complex subunit EMC3. Gene Ontology annotation, biological process: protein folding in endoplasmic reticulum. Gene Ontology annotation, cellular component: EMC complex; membrane. The transcript is spliced from 5 exons. NCBI's taxonomy places the organism in Eukaryota, Fungi, Ascomycota, Eurotiomycetes, Eurotiales, Aspergillaceae. Bases 1 to 798 code for a protein of 265 amino acids. The record is from RefSeq and is a predicted model, not a curated record.
AUGGCCUUGCAAGGGGUAGAGCAGACUAUCCUUCGGGAUCCGGCUCUAUUCUAUUGGAUCCUGUUUCCUAUCAGUAUUGUUAUGAUAUUGACAGGUAUCCUCCGCCACUAUGCUACGGUCUUGAUGAACAACCCCCCGAAACCCCCGUCAACUGCGGCCGAGUCUCGCGAGCGUCUUUCCAUCCUGCGUGGUGUCAACCUGCGUAACAAUGCUUCAGCUGUCCUUACGAAAGAGUCUUUCGAGAUGCGAAAGAACUAUCUUGUUUCCGCAUACCAAAGUGGCGCUUUCUUGAAAGACCCUGCCAGCCGUGGACAACCACCCGCCAAUCCGAUGACGGACCCCGCCGGUAUGGAGGCAAUGAUGGGAAUGAUGAAAGGAAACAUGAUGAUGAUGAUUCCUCAAACUCUGAUCAUGAGCUGGAUCAAUGCUUUCUUCUCGGGAUUUGUCAUUCUGAAAUUGCCAUUCCCGCUUACAAUUCGCUUCAAAUCAAUGCUGCAGUCAGGUGUCAUGACUCGUGAUCUUGAUGUCAGAUGGGUGUCUAGUCUUUCAUGGUACUUCCUCAAUCUGUUUGGCCUUCAAUCGGUCUUUGGAUUCAUCCUUGGUAGCGACAAUGCCGCCAACCAGAUGGCUCAGCAAAUGGGUGCUAUGAACCCCGCCGCUGGAGUCAACCCCUUCCAACCCGGCCAAGACCCCGAUAAACUAUACAUGAACGAAGUCGAGAACCUUGAGGUCAUGGAGCACUUUUGCAUUUUGGACGGCAUUGAGGAGAGACUCUUGCACAACCUUGCUUCGGAAUAG